ACCAGUGGCUGGGGUGCAGCCGAGGGUUGCGGUUGCAGAGUAGCUCCCAUCUUACAUCAAGAUGAUGGAGCAGAUGCAGAGGAUUGGCACAGAGUUCUUUUCAGGUGGUGCUAAACCUGAGGAGGCAGAUGAGUGGAGGAUGCGGAUAGAGCGGAAUUUCCGUUCUAUUAGUGUGUAUGUUGGUCGGGCUAUGGAUGGUGAGCAGGCACGAGUGCAGAGAUUUUUGGGAGGUCUUCGGGCUGAGUUGAGGAACCAUUGUCUUGUGAGACUGUUCGGUACAGUGGUGGAGUUGGUCAAGAGAGCUGCGUUGUUGGAGGAGGGUCUGAAGGAUGAGGCGGUGAAGCGUAAAUGGGAUGAGACUCAGAGGGCUAGCCAGGGCGGCCAGGGAUGCUUUGGGUGCGGGAGUAAGGAUCAUAGGGUGGCGAGCUAUCUUCGGAGGAGUGGUACAGAUACUCGGGUGUGCUUUCACUGCAAGGAGGUGGGGCAUAUCAAGCCCAAGUGUCCUAAGUUGCAGCAGACAGAGGUGGCAGUGGUGGCAGCGGCAACAUCAAUACUGACAGAGAGGCUGAUCGCAGCGGCACCUCAGGUGUACUCCAUCGGAGAGAUGGGUGGACCGAGUACCAGACCGAUCACAUUUGUUCCCAUGGAUAAAGCUUGGGUCUGGUUACCAAGGAAUAGCCUUGAGUAUGAGGAAGGAACAACUAAGUUUGUGCUUGAUGCAACAAGUUGUUUGGGUAAUGUAUUAGCUAUGUUCUGUCCUUGCGUUGAUUGCCGGAAUGUGGUUCAUCAGUCAAAUGAGACAGUGUUGGAGCAUCUAGUGAUUAGAGGGAUGGAUCUUAAGUACAAGAGAAGCAAAUGUUGGAGUAAACACGGGGAGAUAAGUGAUAAGACAACAGAUGUUCAUGCGUCUGAAAAUGAGGCUUAUGACUUGUUUAGGACAGCUUUUAUGGAAAGCGAGGGCAAGCAAUCAUCUCAGCAGAAUAAUGUAGAAGAGUCUGAAACAGUAGAGACAUUAGGUACAUUAGCAGGAUGUAAGGUGAAGGGGAAGCAAGCUUGUAAUGUUUGUGGGAAGGAUACACCUCACAGAUGGUUAAAGUUCAGUCGCAAGCAUGUUUAUAUGGGAAACAGAAGGCGUUUGAGGCCUGAUCAUCCUUACAGGCGUAGGAAAGUUUGGUUUGACAAUACAGUUGAGCUUGGUACUACUAACAGGAUUCAAAGUGGAGCAGAAAUCUAUGAGUGCCUUAGAGAUUUUAGGAAUGAAUUUGGUAGACCUUUAGAAAAGAAAGGCAAGAGAAAGAGGAUGGAAGCAGAUGAUGAUGAUGAUGAUGUGAUUGCAGCUGAAGAGUAUGAAGAAGAUGAUGAUCAAUGGCGGUGGAAAAAAAUGUCAAUCUUCUUUCAGUUGGCUUACUGGAAGGAUUUGCCUGCAAGGCAUAAUAUUGAUGUAAUGCACGUGGAAAAAAAUGUUUCUGAUGCACUGCUAUCAAUUCUGAUGCAUAAUGGGAAAUCCAAGGAUGGUUUAAAAGCAAGAAAAGACUUAGAGGACAUUGGUAUUCGUAGCAACUUACACACACAGAAGCGUGGGAAGAGAACUUACUUGCCUCCAGCUGCGUAUUGGCUUUCUAAGGAGGAAAAAAGGAAAUUCUGCAGAAGAUUAUCCAAAUUCAGAGGGCCAGAUGGAUAUUGUGCCAACAUAUCCAAUUGUGUGUCAGUAGAUCCUCCCAACAUUGGUAGUAUGAAGUCACAUGACCACCAUGUUAUGCUGCAAAAUUUGUUUCCUGUGGCAUUGAGAGGUUUACUGCCUAGAGGACCUCGUAUUGCAGUGAGUCGUAUCUGCAAUUUCUUCAAUAGAUUGUGCCAACGUGUAAUUGAUCCAGAGAAGCUUGUUACAUUAGAAUCAGAGGUUAUAGAAACAAUGUGCCAGUACAUGAAGACACUUAAGGCAUAUGUGAAGAAUUUUGCAAGGCCAGAAGCUUGUAUGGCUGAGGGCUACUUGGCUGGUGAAUGCAUUGCAUUCUGUUUGGAGUUCCUCCAGAAAUCUGUUCCAGUACAAGAAACUCUUAAUCGUAAUGAAGAUCUUGAAGCAGAUCAACAAAUUCUUGAAGGCAGACCACUACAUAAAGCUACAGAAAAGACUCUUACAGAUAAAGAACGAGACAUAGCUCAUCGGUAUAUUCUCAUGAAUACAGCAGUCAUGGAACCAUACAUUGAGUUGCAUUUGGAAGAACUGCAAGCUACAGAUGUAAGAUGUGCAAAAAAUGAAACACUCUUGUGGAAAUAUCACACAGAAAGGUUCCCACAAUGGAUCAAAGAUAAGAUACCAAGUAACUCAAAAGAUCAUUCUAGUAGACUGAGAUGGCUUGCAUUUGGACCAAGACAUAUUGCUCAAAGUUACAAGGGAUCAAGUGCUAAAGAUACUAGACAAAUGGCAGAUAUAGUAUCAUUCUAUGGAGUGAUAAAGGAGAUCUUGAUGCUGGACUACCACAUGUUCCAGAUUCCAGUUUUUAGGUGUAUUUGGGCUAACAAAGGGAAUGGAGUGAAAGAGGAGGAUGGUUUCACACUUGUCAAUCUCCAUAUGAACCAGUCAGCAUACUUAAAUGAUCCUUUCAUUUUGGCAUCGCAAGCUAAACAAGUUUUUUACUCUAGAGAAGAUGACAGCUCACCUUGGUAUGUUUGUAUGAGGGCGCCACCAAGAGGGUACCAUGAGCUAGAAACAGUAGAGGAGUUUGUUUCAGGACCAUUAUCAGUUCAGCCAAUUGAAGAUUUAGGAGAUCAAUCAUCUGACGACGAGAGUUUUUGUGUUAGGUCUGAUUGUGAAGGCCUUGAUGUCACUCCUGUAGUGUCAUUGAAGAAGAAGAAGAUAAACAAGAAGUCUAUCAUUGAAGAGAAUGAAAGAGACAAUGAAGAAGAGAGAAUAGAAGUGGCUACUGAAGGAGAUGAUGGUGUAGAGGAAGAAGAUAUUAAUGGAGAAGAAGAUAUUGAAGAACAAGAGAAUGGAGCAGAAGAUAAUGAAGAACAAGAGAAUGGUCAGUCUCAAGAGAAUGAAAGAGAGAAUGAAGUGGAAGAUCCUAUCCCUCCUUCCACAGCAGGUGCCUCUGAAACCCAGACAAACCAGUCAGACAACAAAAAGAGGAAGUCAAGAGGUCCAACUAGAAUGCGUAAAGUGGCAAAGAAUCUUGAGGAUAAGGUAGAAGUGGAGUUUAAUGCUCUUGGUGAGCAUGUUGGUAAGGGAUCAGUGACACUCUCCUCUUUCCUUGGUCCUCUAGCAAGAGAGCAUGUGCCUGUACUGCUAGAUGACUGGAGACAGCUUGAUCAAAGGACAAAAGAUGUUAUGUGGGAAGAAAUUCAGGGGAGGUUUAAUUUAAAAGAUGAUUGGCAGAAAGAAUCAGUAUUUAAGCAAAUGGGUGGUCUGUGGAGGGCUGCCAAAUCCAAGCUUGUUACCAAAGUGAGAUCUACUAAAAGCAAAGUUGCUCUACAACAACUGAAGCCUAGCAACGUCCAAUGUACAUCAGCCUGGAACAGUUGGGUUAAGAACAAAAACACAGCAGCUUUUAAGGAACGAAGUGAGAAAUACAGGCAACUGAGGAAGGGUCAAAUUCCUCAUACUACAAGCCGCAAAGGAAUGACUCGCUUAGCUGAUGAGAUGAAAAAAAACAGUUCUGAUCCUAGAAAAGUUACUAGAAGUAAGGUGUGGAUAGCAGGACAUACACAUUCUGAUGGGAGACCUGUGAGGGAAGAGUUUGCAGAAACUAUUGAAAUGAUCAAGACCAUUGAUAGUGAAAUGGACUCCACCACAUCCACGGAUAAUGUUAGGGAAGAUGCUGUGAGUCAGGUACUAGGAAAAGACAGACCAGGAAGAGUUAGGGGGAUGGGCAGAGGAGCAACUGUUACUAAGUUAGCAUUCUUACAGACAAGAGACUCUCAUGUCAAGAAUCUUGAAGCUUCUCAAGCAGAAUUGAAAAGUAAGCUUGAAAGUUUGCAGAAUCUGGUUAGUAACUUAGCUAGUAAAAAGAGACAGACUGAUGAUGUUUCCAUGUCUGACUUAAGCAAUGUUAGCAAAAGAGGUGUUAGGUGCCAGCUUCUUGAUUGGUGUUCAAAUGUUGAGGUGGUUGUUGGUGAAGGAGAAUUCUGCUCCAGUGAACACACAUAUAAGAUUGGUAGAAUACCAUUGGGUCGCAAUGCAGCUGCUGUACUUGUGAAGUCCACAACAGUUAUACAUGCAUCUGUCUGGAGACCUACUCCAACCAUUUUCACACUUAAUGAAGCUGUUGGACAUAAAAUUGCAUGGCCACUUGACAAGAUUAUAUUGGAUGAGGAUAUUAACUUGUCCCAACCUACUAAGUCUGUCGAAUCAGAGCAGCCAACAGAUGAAUCACUAGGAAGAAUUAAAAUCUUUCAGUAUUGGAGUGGAGAUGAUGAUUUGAUUGCUGAAGGUAUGUUGUUGUCAACUGACCAUAAUGAAUUGGUGGAUGGUAGACCUCUGGGACAUGGUGCUGCAGUUGUUAAGGUCCUGGAGGUGGUUAAACCUGAGGCUUAUCUGUGGAGACCAAAUCCUCCAAUCUCAUUGAUGAGUGAUGCACUAAAUGAGACCAUCGCAUGGCCUAUUGAUAGAAUACAACUCCUUGAUGUACCUGCAAAUGAUGAAUCAACCAGAAAAUCACCUCAAAGUGCAACUACUCCCAGUUCUACUACUCCCAGCACUGCUAGUAGCAAAGGUGCUAAGCAGAAGUGUUUUCUAUUAGAUAUUGAUAACACUGGGCAGAGAGUUGCAAUAGGUCGGGUGUCUUCAACUGAUCCAGCAGAGAAGGUCCAUCACGUCCCUUUAGGUGCCAACGCUAGCAAGGUCUGGGUAGAGGUUUCCAAGGUUGAGGGUGCACGAGUGUGGAGAGCAAAUUCUGAAGUUAAAUUCAUUGCUGAUGCAGUAGGAACCACUGUGGCUUGGCCUAAUGACAAGAUUAUAUUCAUGUGAUUUGAGUUUUAGUACUUUUGAACUAAGUGUUUAAAAAUGUAAAACUUAUGUUUGACUCUUUUGGAACAAAUAAUUAAUGAAGUAUUUGAUAAAAU
This is a messenger RNA of Arabidopsis arenosa, 5061 nucleotides long. The record is from the annotation of a GenBank genome assembly. NCBI's taxonomy places the organism in Eukaryota, Viridiplantae, Streptophyta, Magnoliopsida, Brassicales, Brassicaceae.